This is a messenger RNA of Paraphaeosphaeria sporulosa, 909 nucleotides long. RefSeq lists its product as uncharacterized. Bases 1 to 909 code for a protein of 302 amino acids. The transcript has a single exon. The record is from RefSeq and is a predicted model, not a curated record. NCBI's taxonomy places the organism in Eukaryota, Fungi, Ascomycota, Dothideomycetes, Pleosporales, Didymosphaeriaceae.
AUGUCGGACCGGAACAGCUCUCCGUUUGCGGACGCCAUACGCCGCUCCAAAUCCUUCCUCACAAAGAUCGCGCCGAAUAAGUCCAAAUCUAGGAUUGAAGACAAGUCUAUAACACCCGCGAGCGCCCACACUGUCGCCGUCACCGACACAGCCGGCAACAACCCCAACUACAAGCGCCGCAUGCGCGUCGUCACCGACACCGAGCGCCGCGACAACCCGCUCAACCUAGGCGAAGCCGGCUGGGGCGCGCAAUCCUGGAAUGCCGCGAAGCAAGAGCAGAAGCAGGUGAAAGAGCUCGAGGAACUGUGGAGCGAGAUGGGCAGCGUGGGUCGGAAUUCCAGUGUGGAGAGUGUGCGCGAGAGAGUGACGGAUCCGCGCGUGUUCCUCGGGCAGGCGCGGUUGUCGCAGACCAGCGUGGAGAGCAGGCACUCGAGGGCAUCAGGAUUGGGAAUUCAGAGGCAGGGGCACAGCAGAGGAGAGAGCAGCGGGAGCCCGACACAGUAUCAUCGCCCGCUGCCGUUCAGGGUGUCUAGGCCGAGGGAUCCGCCAUCGCCUACGCCUUCACAAUCUACACGGACUGCGGAGGCAGGAGCAUUGCCGCCUGUGGGUGCCAGAGUCAGCGGAUCGUAUCUCUCGGCAGAAUCCGCGGCGCAAGUGGAAGCAAGGCUGGCUGCUCGGGCGGCGUCGAAUAACCUCCCGCGCACGCGGGUCGCGGGCCCGAGGCCGAACAACAUGGUCAGGAGGAGUGGGAGUUACGCGUCACAGGGCGUAAGAGUGACACCGGGCAGCUUUGGGGAUAAUGAGAGGGAGGAGUAUCUCGCUAAGUUGAGGGCAAGGGGAGGUGAUGGAUCCGACGGUUCGAGGGCGGGGCAUGGGACGAGGAAGGGGGUGGGAGACUCGGUGUUUUAG